This is a messenger RNA of Salvelinus namaycush (lake trout), 1481 nucleotides long. RefSeq names its product coiled-coil domain-containing protein 85A-like. Lineage: Eukaryota; Metazoa; Chordata; Actinopteri; Salmoniformes; Salmonidae. The record is from RefSeq and is a predicted model, not a curated record. The coding region runs from base 201 to 1481 and encodes 426 amino acids. The transcript is spliced from 3 exons.
UUUCGGAGAGCUUCAAAAUGGGCGUCUGAGAAAUAGAACAAACAUAAAUUUGGUAUAAUUAUAUGGACGUUAGAUAAAGAAUGUAUAUUUGGGUCCAUGUGUGAAGUUAGGAUUGGUAGGACUGUGCACUAAAUUCUUAGGUUACUGACCGUUGUAUGAUAGAUACUUUUAUCCUCCCAUUGGAGUAGCCUAGUACAACGAUGGAAAAGGCGACGCAGCCCCAGCUGAUGGUCAAUAGCGCAGAGAGUCCGACGGAGGAGCUCUCCAAGAUAAGCGACGAGGAGCUGCUCAAGUGGAGCAAAGAGGAGUUGGUGCGGCGGCUAAGGAGGGCAGAAGCAGUGAAGAUGAGCUUUAUGCUUGACCACGGGAAUUUGAUCCGGGAGGUGAACCGGCGACUCCAGCAGCACCUGACCGAGAUCCGGGGUUUGAAGGAUGUGAACCAGAAGCUGCAGGAGGAUAACCAGGAGCUGCGGGACCUGUGCUGUUUCCUUGAUGACGACCGUCAGAAGGGCAAGCGUGUGUCUCGGGAGUGGCAGCGUCUGGGCCGCUACAGCGCCGGCCUCAUGAGGAAAGAGGUGGCUCUCUACCUGCAGAAACUCAAGGAGCUGGAGCAGCGCCAGGGAGAAGUGAUCAGAGAGAACCUGGAGCUCAAAGAGCUGUGUAGCCUACUGGACGAGGAGAGAGGGGGAGGAGCAGGGCAGAGUGCAGGGUGCAGAAGCUCCAUCGACAGCCAGAGUAGUCUGUCUCAAACUGGGGGGGCUACACUGGGCUUGCUCCGAGACGUGGGGGAUGGGAGCAGCACCUCGAGUGCGGGAAGCACGGAUAGCCCCGACCACCCCCACCGCAAGCCCCCUCACCAGGGCUCCGGCCUGGGCUCCAACCCUGGCUCCAACCAUGACAAACCAAAGGGCCCGGGCCCUGAAUCUACAGGCCGCCGCCACAGCUCCACCCCGGACUACCACACCUUCCCCCAGGCCUGCAGGCCCCGUGGGGGGUCCCUCACCAGCCCUGAUCCCAGGGGCCUCCGGGGGCCCUGCAGCCCAGAGAAACACAGCAUAUUCCCUACCGGACUGGCGGCUGAGGCCCACUCCAAACCCAACAGUGCUGGCAUGCUGGCCCAGAAACCGCUUUUGGGGUCUGGGCAAGGGUUAGGGCCAAACCAAGGUUCAGGCCAGUCAAGUCCUGACCUCUCACAGAGACACAGGGUUAAUGCGGUCGGGGUUGGGGCUGGAUGUUGGACCCCUGAGCCCAAACAGGCACUGACGGGGACGCCAGAGCACCUGAGGAAGGGUCGGGUGAUUGUGGGGAGCCCUGAAGUGUUACGACACCACAACCACAGCACCAGUUCAGAGCACUGGAAGGGGAGGUACGGCAGUAGCCCCCCAGCAGGCAGGGAGUGGGGACAGAUGAGGACCACUGGAGAUGAGUUGUCCCCUCACCACGGCAGCAUCUACAACGGCAUGAACGGCUAUGUGGGUUAG